GUGAAGGGGAGUAGGACAGGUUUCAGCACAAACACCCCACCCCCCUGCUGGCCCAACACAAGGAGAAACACCUGGGGCGAGAUCUGUGCUAAACAAUCACACAAAUACACACACACACACACACACUAACCUGGAUAACAUGUGGAGCUGAUUCGGAUUAUAGAGCCGCACAGACGGAAAAGGUCUGUGGAUUGCCAGGCGUUCUACCAUGCCUGUCCCCCCACCCCUCAAUCCCCGCAGACAAAAACACCUGCCCCACACACACCUCCACCCCGAACAAAGGGACACCUUCCCCUCUCUCAACCCUCCAUCCUUCCUCUCUCUUUGUCUUCUCCCCCCUCUCCUUGUCUCAUCUUUGCCCUCCUCAUCCUGUCUCAUCCACUGCGGCUGCCCCAGGUCUACCAAAAGAACCCUUCCUGACUCUGUCCCUUUCCCGGCGUUUCACUGGCUGACUCUUGUCACAUGCUGCCUGCUGCCUUCUCUGAUUGGAGCAGGGGAGACUUGGGGCGUGGUCUCGGCCUGUCCCUUCCACUGCGUGUGUCGAAACCUUUCAGAGUCGCUCAGCACACUCUGCGCCGACAAGGGCCUGUUAUUUGUCCCCCCGCACGUUGACCGGCGCACUGUCGAGCUGCGAUUGGCUGACAACUUCAUCACGGAAGUGGGCGGGAUUGACUUUGUCAACAUGACCGGAUUGGUAGAUUUGACUCUGUCGAGGAAUACCAUCCACCUGAUCCGACCAAUGGCCUUUGCUGAUCUGGAGAGUCUGCGCUCGCUGCAUCUGGAUGGUAAUCGUUUGACAACACUUGGACCCAGGGACCUCGCAGGUUUGGUCAAUCUGCAACACCUGAUCAUCAACAAUAACCAGCUGGUGAAAGUCUCUUCCCAGGCCUUUGAUGACUUCUUGCUCACACUGGAAGACCUUGACAUGUCCUACAAUAACCUCCGGAGGGUACCAUGGGAGUCCAUUCAGAAUAUGGCCAGCCUGCACACGCUCAACUUGGACCAUAACCUGAUAGAUCACAUCGCGGAAGGAGUCUUCGGAGAGCUGUAUAAGCUUGCAAGACUGGAUAUGACCUCCAAUAGGCUCCGAACCCUGCCUCCUGAUCCCCUCUUUGCAAGGUCUCAGACAGGUGCAAUAAGUCCCACCCCCUACAAUGCAGUUAUAAGCUUAAAUUUCGGUGGAAACCCGCUGCACUGCAAUUGUGAACUGCUAUGGUUACGGCGGCUUAUCCGUGGAGAUGACAUGGAGACGUGUGCCACACCUGCUCACCUGGCUGGAAGAUAUUUCUGGUCGAUUCCUGAGGAGGAGUUUACUUGUGAACCACCUCUCAUCACCCGUCACACUCACAAGCUGUGGGUGCUGGAGGGCCAGCGAGCCACGUUAAAAUGCAGAGCUAUUGGCGACCCUGAGCCAGUAGUCCACUGGGUUUCACCAGAUGACCGUAUCAUUGCAAAUUCAUCCCGGACCAGCUCCUUCAGCAAUGGGACGUUGGAUCUCUUAGUAACAGUUGCCCGGGAUGACGGGGCAUACACAUGUAUCGCAAUAAACGCAGCAGGUGAAGCGACUGCCACUGUGGACCUGAAAAUAAUCCCCCUGCCUCACCGGGGCGGAGCAGGCGGAAACACAGGGAAUAACAACGUGAACACCAAAAACAACAGGAACGUGACCAAUGGGAUUUUACGGACUGAUCCGGGUUCCUCGGAUAUCAGCACGGGGAAAAAUGGAGGUAUUAACAACGGCGCAGGACGUGGAGGAGAGGUGGACGAUGGGAGAACAGCUGGAAGUGAGGAUGAUGAGGGCGACAAUAGCAGGGCCACCGAAGGGGAGCGGGUCGAUGGAGGGAGCAUGGAGAACGAGGAGGGGGACGAGGAGGAAGGAAGGAUGGUUGGAGUACAAGGGGUUACAUCAACCUCAGCUCAGGUCCGAUGGGAUUUGGGGCGUUUGUCUGCAGCUUACGUUGUCUGGAUGUAUCAGAUACAGUACAACUGCACCGCAGACGAGACCCUCAUCUACAGAAUUCUACCAUCGACCAGCGACCGUUUCCUGCUGAAGAACUUGGUCUCCGGUGUGGACUAUAACCUGUGUGUGUUGGCCAUUUUUGAUGACACAAUCACAUCAUUAGCGGCAACAAAAGUCCUGGGCUGCACCACGUUCUCCACCAAGGAUGUUUACCCAGCAUGCCGUUCUCUCCAAGCACAUUUCCUGGGCGGGACACUCACCAUAUUGGUUGGCGGUGUUGUUGUUGUCACUCUACUCGUGUUCACUGUGGCUCUUAUGGUUCGUCACCGUGUCUGUAAUCACGGCGAUCACAUGAUUUGUCACAACAGCAACACUGAGGCAGGAGGCGGGGCCUGCUGUCAGGGUGGAGGCGUUGGGAGUGGGGACAAAGGGGGAAACAGUAGUGGGUGCUACCAAUCAAAUGGUUCCGGGGACAUGAUGAUGGUGGUCCUGCCCAAUGGUCUGCCUUCCAAGAGAGGAGGGGAGAAGGACAAGGACAAGGAAGCGGCUGAUUCUGCUUCCUCUCUGCCUCCAAAACUCCCUCCAAAGCCCAGGCCCAAGCCUAAAGUCAACCUGGAGCAGUUUCUUUCAGCUGGAGGGGUAGUUUCCACAACAACGGGGGCAGGAGGUGCGAUGGCAUUGGUAGUAAGGCAAAGGAAGCUGGAGAAGGCGCCGCCAUACAGCCUUGAAAGUGACAGAACUCCACUCUACUACUCCCCUUCCCCACCAUCCACCCUGCCCCGUCAAUCACGCUCCAGGGACCGCCCAAAACCCCAUCUGGAGAGAGAACUGACCAAUCGCGCCAGUUUCUCUCUGGCUGCACCUUUGAGAGACUCAGAGUUGUUGGACUGGAGAAUCACUCCCCGAGGCAGGGACAAAUGGAACUCCUCACAGGCUUAUCAGAGCCCUCUAUCCCCUCUAAGCCCUGCUUGCGGGACAGUUAGCAAACGGCGGCACUCGCUGGAUAUGGGCUCCUCUGUUGCCCUAGCGACUGAUGCUGCAGCGACUGUUGCCAAGCGCUAUGGUGCUGUCAGUUAUGCCAAGCGGCUGAGCGUGAUCUGGACAAGGCGGAGCCAGUCGCUUCAUGGAAUGCUGGUGCAGUGCGCCUCCACAACCAGUACAACAUCUUCAACGGCCAGCGACGAGGUCGAAAGUGCCGGGGGCUUUGGGACACGCUGUGAGUUCCAACGGGGAUAUAUCCAUGCUUAUAACACCACCAACUCCAACUCUAACACUGGGAUCACAACUGGGAAAACAAGCAGUGUAAAAGACAGGGGGAGGGAAAAGGGGAAAGACGGGAGAAGUGCUGAAGAACUGGAGGAAAGUGUGGUGUAG
This is a messenger RNA of Micropterus dolomieu (smallmouth bass), 3334 nucleotides long. RefSeq names its product leucine-rich repeat and fibronectin type-III domain-containing protein 4. The record is from RefSeq and is a predicted model, not a curated record. NCBI's taxonomy places the organism in Eukaryota, Metazoa, Chordata, Actinopteri, Centrarchiformes, Centrarchidae. The transcript is spliced from 7 exons. Gene Ontology annotation, molecular function: protein binding. The coding region runs from base 209 to 3334 and encodes 1041 amino acids.